This is a messenger RNA of Apis laboriosa (Himalayan honeybee), 1566 nucleotides long. Lineage: Eukaryota; Metazoa; Arthropoda; Insecta; Hymenoptera; Apidae. The record is from the annotation of a RefSeq genome assembly.
AUUAUUAAAUGAUUUAUAUCUACAAAUCAUAAAAAUAUUGGAAUUUUAUAUAUUAUUUUAGCUUUAUGAUCAGGAAUAUUAGGUUCAUCAAUAAGAUUUAUUAUUCGAAUAGAAUUAAGUUCACCAGGAUCAUGAAUUAAUAAUGAUCAAAUUUAUAAUACAAUUGUUACAAGUCAUGCAUUUUUAAUAAUUUUUUUUAUAGUUAUACCAUUUUUAAUUGGCGGAUUUGGAAAUUGAUUAAUUCCAUUAAUACUUGGAUCUCCAGAUAUAGCAUUUCCACGAAUAAAUAAUAUUAGAUUUUGAUUACUUCCUCCAUCACUUUUGAUAUUAUUAUUAAGAAAUUUAUUUUAUCCAAGACCCGGAACAGGAUGAACAGUAUACCCACCUUUAUCAGAAUAUUUAUAUCAUUCUUCUCCUUCAGUAGAUUUUGCAAUUUUUUCACUCCAUAUAUCAGGAAUUUCAUCAAUUAUAGGAUCAUUAAAUUUAAUAGUAACAAUUAUAAUAAUAAAAAAUUUUUCAUUAAAUUUUGAUCAAAUUUCUUUAUUUCCUUGAUCAGUAUUUAUUACAGCAAUUUUAUUAAUUAUAUCAUUACCAGUAUUAGCUGGAGCAAUUACAAUAUUACUAUUUGAUCGAAAUUUUAAUACUUCAUUUUUUGAUCCAAUAGGUGGUGGAGAUCCAAUUUUAUAUCAACAUUUAUUUUGAUUUUUUGGUCAUCCAGAAGUUUAUAUUUUAAUUCUUCCAGGAUUUGGUUUAAUCUCCCAAAUUGUAAUAAACGAAAGAGGAAAAAAAGAAAUUUUUGGAAAUUUAGGAAUAAUUUAUGCUAUAUUAGGAAUUGGCUUCUUAGGAUUCAUUGUUUGAGCACAUCAUAUAUUCACUGUUGGAUUAGAUGUUGAUACCCGAGCAUAUUUUACUUCAGCAACAAUAAUUAUUGCUGUCCCAACAGGAAUCAAAGUUUUUAGAUGACUAGCAACAUAUCAUGGAGCAAAAUUAAACUUAAAUAUUUCUGUUUUAUGAUCAUUAGGAUUUAUUUUAUUAUUUACUAUUGGUGGAUUAACAGGAAUUAUAUUAUCUAAUUCUUCAAUUGAUAUUAUUCUCCAUGAUACAUAUUACGUUGUUGGACAUUUUCAUUAUGUAUUAUCAAUAGGAGCAGUAUUUGCAAUUAUCUCAAGAUUUAUUCAUUGAUAUCCAUUAAUUACUGGAUUACUAAUAAAUAAUAAAUGAUUAAAAAUUCAAUUUACUAUAAUAUUUAUUGGAGUAAAUUUAACUUUUUUUCCUCAACAUUUUUUAGGAUUAAUAUCAAUACCUCGACGAUAUUCGGAUUACCCUGAUUCAUAUUAUUGUUGAAAUUCAAUCUCAUCAAUUGGAUCAAUAAUUUCAUUAAAUAGAUUAAUUUUACUUAUUUUUAUUAUUUUAGAAAGAUUAAUUUCAAAACGAAUAAUAUUAUUUAAAUUUAAUCAAUCUUCUUUAGAAUGAUUAAAUUCAUAUCCACCAUUAGAACAUUCACAUAUUGAAAUGCCUUUAUUAAUUAAAAAUUUAAAUAUAAAAACUAUUUUAUUAAAAUUUUAA